Molecule: messenger RNA, 4905 nt
Organism: Morchella importuna
Lineage: Eukaryota; Fungi; Ascomycota; Pezizomycetes; Pezizales; Morchellaceae
Exons: 7
Coding region: 1-4905 (1634 amino acids)
Source: RefSeq, a predicted model, not a curated record
AUGACAGGACUAGGCUUCAUCACCGACACCCCACGGUCCGGUCUCCCGACCGAAACCGCCCCCCCACUCACCGCCCUCCCCCUACCGCCACCUCCACCACCCCCCCGGCGCUCCCCGCCCCAACGCCCCGAAUUCAAAGCGCCCCCCGAGCCCGCCGACGAAUUCGGCGACCUCCCCCCACCCGUGCCGCCCACAGCCGACGAAAUUGCCGCCGAGGCCGCCGAAACGGCGGCGCUGCGCGCGCGGCAGAAGCUCGAGAUGGACCGCAAGAUGACCGACACGUCCGAGAUCUACGACCUCCUGAUGGCGCAGCAGGAGGCCGCAAAGGCCGCGCAGGCGAAGCGCGAGGCCCUGGGCCUCGAGGCCAAGGAGGAGGCCGCGGGGGAGAAGGACGCGAAGCAGGAGGGCGCGGAGAAGGACCCGCCGUAUGAGCGGGCGCUGUCGUCGCUGUCGUCCGAGUCGGAUCCGCUGGACCUGCCGCCGGAGGUUACGGCGAAGCUGACGGCGCGGCGCACGGCGAGGCGGGCGGAGGAGGCGAGGAAGCGGCGCGAUGCGGAUAUUGAGGAGAUGAGGCUGAUAACGCUGGCGCUGGCGGCGAAGGAGAAGCAGGCGGCGCAGGAGAAGGCGGCACAGGAGACCGCGGAGCAAAAGCAUGGUGGCCAGAAGGAGAAAACUACGGCGGAGAGGGCGGCGGCGGAGAGGGCGAGGGCCGAUGCGGAAAAGUUGUCGGCGGCUGCGAAGGCGGCGGCAGCAGCAAAAGCAGCAAAGACGGCGGCGGAGGCGGAGGCGGAGGCGGAGAGGCGCCGGCAGGCACAGCUGAAGGCGCAGAAGGAGCGGGAUCUGGUGUCGGACGACGAUGUGACGGAUGAUGAUGACCCGGCUGAUGAAGGGUCGCCUCCGCCGCUUAGUGACGAGGAUAGAGCGAUUCUAGCGAGGAUAGAGCGGGAGGAGGGGCGGGCUCACGCCUUCGCGGACAUGAUUGAUAGCAUCUCGUUCACUGUUGAGAUUAACCACGGGCUGCAGAUGAAUACCUGCCCUUACUGCCAACUUAACAUUGGUGCUCUGGCUUAUGAUGAGAAAAAAGCCCAUCUAUUAGCCGAUCUUGCUCGCGAAACUGACGACGAACCGUUUCCACGCGCCGACGAGAUGAUACACGGGCCCGGAGCACUAGAUUUGGAAUACGACGACCAUGCAAUGAGGCGAUGGAUCUAUAUCGACCAGCGGACGCAUUGCCAGCACUGCGGUAUAGAGUUUACAGAAGUCGGCAUGAGAAAACUCUGGUUCACGGGUGCUGAACGAAGGGCUCAACUCCCUGACCUUCCAGCCUCUGUAGAUCUGCAGAACAGGAACCACAGGAUACGGUGCCCGUACCAGAGGCGGCGGGCGGGCUAUAACCACCUGGCGCAGUGGGGGAAUGCCAAUCCACUCGAUGGACGGAGCUUUGCGACUCUGCCGAGGAGGAAUAGGGCUGAUUUGAAUCAUCUGUACGCUCAAAUGGAUGCGAUGGGCGACGACACUUAUGGUCUUGAACUCAUUUAUGACAACAUUCCUCGAAAUCUCUCGGUCGAUGCUGUUCGUACUGUUAUAAGGUAUCCCUACAACACCGAACUGAGCAACUCUCAAGCACAAGAGUAUGCAAGAGCAGUCCGCCAUGUGUUCUGCCCCUCUUGCCGUAGAAGACUCCGCAGGAGGCCGUACAAAAUAGAUGGUGAGGAGCGUCCCGCAGCAGAGACACUUGAAGAGCACAGGGCAAAGUGCAAUCGAGUUCCUCUACCUGCAGACUUCAUAGGAUGGAUCUCACUUGAAGUGAACCAGUUCUUGGGCAAGCUACGAACCGCAUACCCUGCAAAGGCAACCCUGAUAGCAAUCUCUGAGCAGGUCAAGUGGUUCCACAGAUGGAGACUAGCCGCAAACAGCACUGUCCCAUUCACUAUACACGGGAUAGCUUCUCCUGACAUAACCGCGGGCUGGCCUCCGGUACCACUACCCCCUUGCUUCGUCGGUAACGCCGCUGUAGUUUUGGCCGCCACGGCUGAACUUCCAGUCCCCCGUGCUAUUCCCUACCGCCCUUAUCGUGCGCAUGAUGGUACCACGAAGGAUGAUCAAGGACCCGAAGGGGAGGACCCAGAGGAUGACCCAGAGGAUGACCCAGAGGAUGUGCCAGAGGAUGUGCCAGAGGAUGUGCCCAAGGAGAAGGAGAAGAAGGAACCAGAGGAAGAUCGGUCGUCAUCCCUUGAGCCCGCCUCAGACGACACUGAUCCUGAAGAUGAUGUUGAAGGCGACAAUCUAGAUGAUGACGACGUACCUAGCGACGAUGACGCCGAUGACGAUGAUGCCGAGGAAGAGGAAGAGGAAGCCGACGACCCGCUUAGCGAAAUCAGCGAAGAUGACGACAAUGGGGACGAGAGCCUCCUCAAGGAUUCCGAUGUGCUCAAAGGCAACGCCCGCGCCUCCAGGGCACGACGCGCCGGAUUUAUCGCCCAGCAAGCCGCCAUGCAAGAGACCAGAGCGGCAAACCAGGCCACUCUCGACAACCUCGGUGCAGAGGCAGCACAAAGAGAAGCCAAAAGGGCGGCAUUGACCGCUAUCGAAGAAACAACGGGUCUUGAUGCAGCACAAAUGAAACAGGCGGCCAAUCUAAAGGCCUCUAGCAAAGGAGGUCUUACGGCGGUUGACACCGUCACACAGAAAAUAGCGGCAAAUGAUGAAGCGCUUCAAGCCUUUGCUACGGGAAUUGAAGGCGCCGAAGAGGAAUAUGCGGGAAUAAUGGAGGCGAUAGCAGCAGCUGUAGCUGCGGAGAAGGAAGGUAAAACUUCCAAAAAGGAUGCUAUGACAGAUGCGGAGAAGGCAGCAAGAGUAGUAAGGAGGGCGGCCAGGCUCGAAAGGGCACAAAAAAGGGCGGCCAAACAAAAUACCCGGGCAGCUGCAAAGGCUGCAAAGGAGAAGGCGAAGGCAGAUGCGAUGAGCGCAGAAGCAAAAGCGGGAAAGGCAGCCACGAAAGCAAGGCAGGAAAAAAAGGCGGGGAGCAGGGCACGAAAGAGGGCAAGGAGAGCCCUCAAGUUGGACGCAGCGGCGAAGGCAGCCAAGGCCAUUGCGGAUGAAAUAGCCAGGAAGGCAGCAGAAAGGGCAGCAGUACCUAACCCAGACCCAUGCCCGAUUAUUGAAUUCUUGUGUGGCAGAUUAGCACAGCCUAUAAAUCCAGGGAGUGGAUUGCGCUUUUCCACGGGAAUGAGGAAAGUGACCUCGCGCGUGAUAUUGGACGCACCUCCUGGUGCUUGGGUAUCUUUCAUGUUUCCGACGUACGACAAUACAGGUUACGCACCAGCGCCAAUGAUAACCCCAGUAACACUCGCAGCAUUCGCUGGUGGAAACCAGCCUUACCAGAAAUAUAAUAUGGGCAUAAACUACUUCAUGAGGCACCUAGGUUUCUCUGUUCCGCAAGGGGCAAUCACUCACAUUCACACCGGCCCGGCCAAAACGUUUAUUGCCAAAGGAGUUGCUGCUAGAUCCCCUGGGUUCAUGAGCUGGUUGAAUCCUGUCAAUAUCAACCAUAAUCACAUUACUAGGAUGUUGACAUCUUUGUCUAUAUUAGGGAGACAAGCACAAGCAAUCACGCUAAAUGCUGCCUUAGUUGCUGCCGUAGGUGCGAGAGGCCCUGCUCUCGCACCACCCCCAGAAGUACUAGCCGCGUGGGCAACGGCAGCUAACCUCACGCCCGAAGCUAUCACGGUGAUGGAGGAGGCAUCAAUACCCUUAAGGCUAGCUCAGAUAGCUCCUCCUCCUCCUCCCCCUGCUCCGCCUCCUGCUGAUUCUGGCCCCCCUCCCCCUCCCCCUGCUGAUUCUGCCCCUCCCCCUCCUCCUGCCCCUCCUGCCCCAGCUAUGAGAAAGCAUGGAAUCCUUGUGUACGAGGGGGCAAGCUAUUAUGCCGCCAAGAGGAGGAGGUUGCAUACAGACAUGAAUCCAUUAUUACACUUCGCUGUUGCCCCCGCGCCCAGUGGAACACUAGAAGCAGACAAUAUCAGGCUUAAAGCUUUCGUUACAAGGUCUAAGAUGAAACGUUAUGUAUCACCACAUGGAGUUGGAAGACCCGGUAAGCGGCGUAAAUGGCACUCUGGGGAAAGCGUUGAAUCCGCAAACUUGUUAGUAGCAAAGUCACAAGGAGUGGUAGAAGAAGAUAGUGAUGAUCAUGACGAAGAUCAGGGUAAAAACGAAAGUGGGGCUGAGUCACAAAGUAGUCAAGAUCUAGAUCAAGAAGAGACCGAUAUCGACGAUAGUGGUGUAGAGGGUGUAGAGGAUGAAGAAGGUGAAGAAGGUGAAGAAGAUGAAGAAGAUGAAGAACAUGAAGAAUCAGGCGAUGAGGGGGAUGAUGAAGAAGAAGAAGAAGGGGGUGAGGACGACAGUGAAGACGGGAGUGGAGAGGCAAGUACUGCGCAAGAGAAGCCAGGAGAGGCCACCGAAUCAGAUGAGAAUGCGGAAGAUGAGUCGGAGCUUGAUGAAUCAUCGACUGCAAGUGACGAAGGAGACACAGACACAGAAAAGAACGAGAGAGGAAACCGUGGCAGCCCAGAGAGACUUCAGCUCGCCACGUAUAGGAAUCUGGCGAACUACAGCCCACGAAAGCCUCGAGCGAGUACCUCCUCCGAAGAGCAAUCUGGAAUGUCAGUACAAUCCGACGCCGACGAUAGUAGUGAUGGAGGUACGGCCUCCUCCUCGGGCAUCUUUCUGUCGGUCUACCAGAAUCCAGCGAGUGUGUUAUUACCCACGACUCCGAGAGUAUCUGGGAAGAGUCCAUCGAAGCCCAGGUUGCCGUUAGUCAGCAUAGACCGGAACGCUCCAACAUACACCCCUCAAUCCCGCCUGCUCAGAACUUCCGAUCCCGCAUUUCACCUCCAACACCAAACAUAA